GUCCCUCCGCCUGGGGUUGCUGCUUGGCCUCCAGCCGCAGCUGCGAAUUAACUCCAUUUGUCAGCGUCGCCUCGCUCUUGUUUCUUUUAUGGAGAUGGCAGUGAGGGGGACACUGUAAACUAAAUGACUGUCAGAAACAUUGCCUCCAUUUGUAAUAUGGGCACCAAUGCCUCCGCUCUGGAGAAAGACAUCGGCCCGGAGCAAUUCCCCAUCAAUGAACACUAUUUUGGAUUGGUUAAUUUUGGAAAUACGUGUUACUGUAACUCGGUGCUGCAGGCUCUCUACUUCUGCCGGCCUUUCCGAGAGAACGUGCUGGCCUACAAAGCCCAGCAGAAGAAGAAGGAGAACCUGCUCACAUGCCUGGCUGACCUCUUCCACUCCAUUGCUACACAGAAGAAAAAGGUGGGCGUCAUCCCACCCAAGAAGUUCAUCUCCCGGCUGCGGAAGGAGAAUGAUCUUUUUGAUAACUACAUGCAACAGGAUGCCCAUGAAUUUCUCAACUACCUGCUUAACACCGUGGCUGAUAUCCUGCAAGAGGAGAAGAAGCAGGAAAAGCAGAACGGACGCCUGAAGAACAACGGCACCGCUGUCACCACCGAUGCCGAGGUGGAGAACAAGACGGAGCCCACAUGGGUUCAUGAUAUCUUUCAAGGCACACUGACCAAUGAAACGCGCUGCCUCAACUGUGAAACGGUAAGCAGCAAAGACGAGGAUUUUCUGGAUCUUUCUGUAGAUGUGGAGCAGAACACAUCAAUAACACAUUGUCUCAGGGACUUCAGCAACACAGAGACUUUGUGCAGUGAAUACAAAUACUACUGUGAAACAUGCUGCAGCAAACAAGAAGCACAGAAACGGAUGCGUGUGAAGAAGCUUCCCAUGAUCCUGGCACUACACCUCAAGAGGUUUAAGUACAUGGAGCAGCUGCACCGCUACACCAAGCUGUCCUACCGGGUGGUGUUCCCUCUGGAGCUUCGUCUUUUCAAUACGUCUGGGGAUGCAGUCAAUCUGGAUCGCAUGUACGAUCUAGUGGCAGUGGUGGUUCACUGUGGAAGUGGCCCUAACAGAGGUCAUUAUAUCACCAUAGUGAAGAGCCACGGCUUCUGGCUGCUGUUUGAUGACGACAUUGUGGAGAAAAUCGAUGCCCAGGCCAUUGAGGAGUUUUACGGUCUUACCUCAGACAUUUCCAAGAACUCUGAGUCGGGAUACAUUCUGUUCUACCAGUCCAGGGAGUGAGUCCGGUGCUAGAUCAGUGACAAAAGAGAAUAUUUA
Molecule: messenger RNA, 1269 nt
Organism: Nematolebias whitei (Rio pearlfish)
Lineage: Eukaryota; Metazoa; Chordata; Actinopteri; Cyprinodontiformes; Rivulidae
Gene: usp46
Product: ubiquitin specific peptidase 46
Exons: 9
Coding region: 124-1233 (369 amino acids)
Biological process (GO): protein deubiquitination
Cellular component (GO): cytosol; nucleus
Molecular function (GO): cysteine-type endopeptidase activity; cysteine-type deubiquitinase activity
Source: RefSeq, a predicted model, not a curated record